AUUCCUCCUACCUGUCUAUUUGUCUGUCCCCAAAGCUCUCCACACAUCCCAUCCUCCCACCCUUUAGUGAAAAUCUCCUCUAUGACCUCCUACAUGGUCGCUUGAGAUCUGGUCAAUCCUCCGCCCCUGUCGGUCAGACAUUGUUUCUUGGACUCCAUUUUUCCACAUAUGUUGGUUUUGUCUUUUCAUUAACAUAUGAGGACACCUGUAGAGAUGAAGCCACACUGGUUUCUUCUUUUUCCCCUUACUUCAUCCUCUGACACGUGACAGACACAUCAGAGACAUCUGACUUUAUGUAAAUGACUACCUACUCUGAUGGUCCCCAGAGCCAUGGAAACCAGUACUGCUAGCUACUUUGUAGACUUACUGUGAUUAGACUAGUGGUUCAAAGUGUGGGCCAUGGACCAGCAGCAUGAACUGGAAAUGGGUUAGAAAUGCAGAGUCUUGGGCUCCAUCUCAGACUUACAGAACCAGAAACUCUGGGAGUGAAGUCCAACAAUCUGUGUUUUAACAAACCAUCCAAGUGAGGCUGACGCACGGUAAAGAUUGAGAACCACUGAGCUAAGGCAUUUUCUGAAGGUCUUUCACCUCUGAUUAAAUCAGCUAGAGGGGGAGCUUAGAGGAGAGAAACAAAGCACAUCUGAAAUGUAAAUGUUUCAGUUGAGAAAGUCAGCAGUGGACCCUCUCAUCUAAGAUGGACCUAAAAGAAAGAAAAUGUAGGGGUGCUUUGGACAAUGAAGAAAUGGCCUAAAUGUCCUAUGUAGGGAGCAAAGCCAGAAAGUUAAGGUGCCUCAGAGAUAAACCUCUUACUUCUAUUUACAGUUGGGUACAGGGCUUCAGCUCUACAGCUGGAACCCAGACAUGAUGGUAACCCAACCUCAACAAUGUAAAUGAUGACAUGUGGUCUCAAAAUGCAGUCCUUGGACCAGCAGCAUUAGUGUCACCCGGGGACUUGUAGAAAUCCCACUCUUCAGGCUCCACCCAAACCCUACUAACUCAGAAACUCCAGGGGUGCUGCCUGGCCAUAGAUGUUUUCACAAGCUCUUCAGGCAAUUCUGAUGCAGGCUAAGGUUUGGAAACUGUUGUGCUAGGCACUGGGGCUACAGGUUUUACAUGCAUUUCUCCAUUUAAUUCUGACAAUCCUAUAAGUAGUUUAAGUUUUUCCCAUUUUAAGAUGAAGGAAAUUAGGGUCAUAUUUGCCCAAGGACACAUAACUGGUCAGUGGCCAUUGUGGUCAGGGGCCAAAACCCUGUUGUGUAUAUAUACAAAGGAUGUGUUUUGGCCAUCUAUGGUCCCUGAUGGGCUCUGGGUUAUUAAAACUGGGAGUGGGGGGCAGGAGGAAGAUGGCAAGUUAGAACUAGAGCAAAUUGAGCUUUGUCUACAAUUUCUGUGAAUGAUAUCCAAACCCAGGAUCUGGUAGCAAGUGAGACCUGAGGUGCCUCUUUUAAAAGAUCCUGCAUGUCUGAGAGCAAUGGGUCAUAGACUACAGCGAACGAAUCUUCCAGCCUACACCUGGUGUUUGAGGACUUGAACCUUUAACUCUUCGCUGGAAUUAUUUCGAUCUAUAUUCAGUCCCUUUGACCUCUUUGACAGUCUCUCCCUGUGUGUUGUUAUCUUUACCUAACCACUCUCCUGGUGGAAGAGCUUUACUCAGAAGAGAGGAAUGACAGCUCAGGGAGAAUGGGCAGGUGCAUGUUCAGCACAGGGGGACUUCAGUCCCUUCAGAUGACACCAAGUCAGUUGGUUUUCUGCCCUCUCAGAGGAUGAAGCUUGCCUCAGGUGCAGCUCUGGGGUUGUGGUUUCCUUUCACAGAUAUGAUAGAAACAGUUAUUUUUCACUUUUGGUUAAAAUAAAAAGAAAACACCCGGAAACCAAAUUCUUCUCAAGAUAGAGCUGAACAUAGAACAAACCUGGAAAAUAUAAGAGUUCUGUGUGGGAAGUGGUUGGAAAGGAAAUGAAGGGUGGACAGGCUUCCUGAGCCCAGGGGAGGGGUCAGGAAAUAGAUUGGGUGGAGACCUCAGUGGGCUCACCCCAAAUUUCACAAAUAGGGUCCUUCUACAGCUCACUUGAGCCACAAUAGUUCUGCUUUCAUGCACUGAGGGGGUGGGGUGGGUGGGGAGGCAAAGGAAGUGAAAGAGGACAUUGAGGAGGACACCCCCCCGCAAAAGAUAUCCAAAUGCAGAGCAUGCAAAACAGGAUAAAGGACAGGGCUUUUGAAUCUGCUUUUCGCACAGCUCACAGCUGGGACCAUGAAAGUUCAACCCCAAGUCUUUUUCUAAGCAGUCUUUUCUGACUACCCACCUCUGGUUAAUUUAGCUUAUCUCUUACACACUCCCAAUGCACCCUGGCAUUUUCCUUAAUAACAUUCACCAUGCUAUAGUCUUUGUUCAAUGUCAGGCUUGCCUAAGAAAGGAAGAGGUGAUGGGGAAAGGUGGUGAUGGUAAAAAUCUUAUUUUCUGAAAAGAUAGAACCAGAAUGCUUCUGGAGAGGAAGUAUCUAUUCAGAAAAACACCAGACUGAGAAAUUUGGAAGGAAGAUGAGACACCCAAACUAGAUACAGCUAGAACCAGGGAAAUCAAAGGAAGAAGAAUUACUUUGUUUUAGAAAUGGAAAGAUCACUCAUGAAGAAAUGCAAAAAUUCUUAAUUAGCUAUUAACAGAUAGAAUCCAGCAAUACCUUAAAUGAUAAAGAUUUGUCCCAAGUAUGCAAAGAUGAUUCAGUAUCAGGAAUACUUUCAUAUAAUUUAAUGUUUUAUAAAGCCAAGGAGAAACAUAAUUCUGUCAUCUCCUUAGCUGAUGAAAAGAAAAAUUUCCUUCCUAUCUGCUUUGGUAAAAUUCAGCAUCUAAUAAUUGAUUACUUUCUUACCAUAAUAAAAAUUUCCAUCUCAACCUCAAAGCCUGCACUUUGUUUAACUGGAAACACUGUGGUAUUACCACAAAAGUUAAGAACAAGUUAAGGAAACCUACCAUAUUGUGAUUAUUUCAUAUUCUUUUAGACACAAGUCACAAUAAACUAACAGUGAACAAAAUUGGAUUUAAAAAAAAAAUCCAAGAGGAUAAGAUGAUCAUUUCUGGCUGCAUAAAGAACAAAUCAAUAUCAAAAAGACUAACAAGAGAAUUUAAACAUGAGCAACAGAUUUAUAAGACAGACAUUAAUUUAAAAAGUCAUAGAUCUUCAACAGAGGAAAAAUGAUUCAACCACAUUCAUACUUCAUAACACAUAUAAAAAUCACACUGAUAUAAUUUUUCAUCAAUUAAAUUGACAGAUAAAACCAUGAGCAAGGAUAUGGGGGAAUUAAUAAAAUGCCGGUAUAACUAAUUUGGUUAAAUUUUUUUAUUGUGGACAAUUUAGUAGCAUCUAUCAAAAUUGCAAAUGAAUCUACCAAUUGUCUAGCAAUUUCAUUUCUAGGAAUCUAUUCAGGUGAGCCAAUUAUCUAUUGCUGUAUAACAAAUCACUCCAAAACUCAUAAAACAACAGUUUUAUUAUGCUCAUUAUUUUGUGUGUCAGGAAGUCGAGCAGAGCACAGAAGGUGCCAGGUGCCUCUGCUCCAUGAAGCCCGGGGCUUCGGUAGGAGUGGCUCAAAUGGCUGGGACACUGGACUAGAGCCACAUGUCUGUGCCUCUCUGGUUGUCAGCUGUGUCCCUCGAUUCUUCUCUGUGUUGUAUUUGUUGGAGGUGGAAUGUCUUCACUGUUCACCAAGGUGACAGCAUUUUACUCCUGGUGGUUUUGAUUCCAGCGUUCACCACAGUAAUGUAAAGUCAGAGGAAUUUAAAGGAGUUAUUGGUCAUCUUUGUGCACUAAGAGAGGAGGGCAAUCAAAGAGCAGGAAGAGAUUACUUGUAUUAAGCAGGAGACUGCAGCAGUAACGGAUCUGGAAGAAUUCAAAUGGGAUAUUUAAAGGCAAUCUAAGUCCCAUAUCCUCUCUCCCCGGCUCUGGGGAAUGUCAUAUAAAUACGGAAAAAGAGCGUUUGAGUGAGUUCAACUUUAACUCUUUGGGUCAUUCUUCCUUAAUGUGGCGCUCAGAUUGUUAUUGUAGCCACUGCCCUGAUCAUUGCUCCCCAGAGGUGCUUCCCUGACACUGCAGAGCUGGACCGGAAGGGAAAGCAGGCAAGUCAUAAAGUUGGCAAGUCACAGGUUUCAACAGGAAGCCAUCUGUUCCUUUCGACAGUAAAUCAGGAACAGCAAUGGGCCAAAAUGAAUGCAGUCAGUCUGGACCAUCUACCAAGAGUCAACAUGCUCCACACACCAGAGGAUCAGAGCUGAGAAUCAUUCUGGUGGGCAAAACAGGGACUGGCAAAAGUGCUACAGGGAACAGCAUCCUUGGGAAGCAGGCAUUUGAGUCCAGGCUGAGUGCCCAGUCCUUGACUAAGACUUGCAGUAAAAGUCGGGGAAGCUGGGAGAGAGAGAUGGUCAUUAUUGACACACCAGAUAUGUUUUCUGAGAAGGACCACUCUGAUUCUCUGUACAAAGAGGUACAGAGGUGCUACCUACUCUCUGCACCAGGACCCCACGUGCUACUUCUGGUGACACAGCUGGGCCGCUUCACCACCAAAGAUCAGCAGGCUGUGCAGAGGGUGAAGGAGAUCUUUGGAAAGGAUGCUAUGAGACACACAAUUGUCCUCUUCACCCGCAAGGAAGACCUCAAGGGAGACUCCUUGAUGGAUUACAUCCAUGGCUCCGAUAACAAAGCCUUAAGCACACUGGUGGCUGCAUGUGGGGGGCGAGUGUGUGCCUUUAAUAACCGUCCUGAAGGGAGCAAUCGGGAUGACCAAGUGAAGGAGCUGAUGGACUUGAUUGAGAGCUUCGUGAUGACGAAAAGGGGUGACCACUAUACCAACAGGCUGUAUAGUCUAGUGACUGGGUCACAAUCCGGACCUCUGCAGUCAGAGAAUAGAUUAAAAGAUUUCAAAGGGAGCUUUAUAAAGUAUGUGGAAAUUCUGAGACAUUGCACAACCAUGACCAAAGCAAAUUGCCUAAGAAAAGCCCUAGUCAAAACAGUAAUGUAUAUUUUAUUGUGUAUUUUAUUGUGUAUUCAGGUGUUUGCCAAAUUGUUAAUUCAGUUCUUCUGUGUAUUGCACAGAAUGUGCAAUUUCUUUUAUCGUUUACCCUUUCAUAUAUGCAAUUUGUUCUGCAGCUUACUGUUAAUUAUACCCCCAAAAUUAAUGAUAAUUUUUAGAAAAACCAGGCAACUGGACUGCAAGACUCAUAGAUUAUAGUUACAGAUAGUGAUUCCUUACUCACUGUUGUAGAGGGGGUGAAAAACGGUGCCUGAGUACAUGUUUGCGAUUCUGUUGUCUUUAAAUCUUAACAUCAUCCUAUUUGUUGAUGAACCAAAUUAUUUUAAGUUAUUGUUUUGAAAUAUAAUGCCAAAAUCUUUUGAAAGUUAUAAGCAUAAACUUCCUCUCAUUUGCAAAUCUCUAAAAUCAGUGUUAUGUUCCUGAAAACCCCUUUUCUUCUUUAUACUACUACUAUUUCUACUGAAUACAACAAAAAUAAUAAUAAAAUUUCUAUUAACUAUAACAAAAUAACAAUAAUAAGUAAACUGUAAAGUUCCUGAGGGCACAUCUCUAAUUCUGUUCUAUGGUUUUAUCCUCAGCAGAUGGUAAGUAGACACACGGCUAAUUUUUGUAACACAACAAAUUCAUGCUCAACAAUCACACACAGAUACACUCACACAUCAACAGUCUGUUUUAUGUGCAUCAAAUUUGCUUACCACUGAAAGAGGCUCAGCCAGCUUUCAUCCCUGGCCCCCAGUCACAGUUAGCAUUGAAACAUACCUAGAGGCUUUACACUCCAGACAAGAUGGCGGACUGGAUCUCCUGAAGCAUCAUUAAAUGCAAAUAGAAGUUGAAUUUAUUAAAAGUAAACAAAAUCUCUAUGAUUGACAAGCUCACUAGAAAAUAAGGAAAACUCCAAAGAUGAAGCAAACAAUCCACCUAAAAAUGAUGUGAAGCUAAAAGGGGAGUUGAGAGCCAUGAGGACAGGCAAACAUGGAAGGCAGAGCUGCCCCAAAAUAAAUGCCUACAUCAAUCUUGAGAUCAAGAAACUCAACCUUGUGUUGUCGAUAAAGUUAAAGAGCAGAUUCUGAGCUCUCUGAUCCCCAAACACAAACACAUAUUAAAUUAAGCCUUUCCUAGGAAACUAAUAUUACGAAUUCUUUUUUUAACCACAUAUAUAAGGCUAUUGGCUGUUGUGAUUUUUUUAUUUCUUCUUAUGCUUAUCUUGGUAAGCUGUACUUUUCAAGGGAUUUUUCCAUUAUGUUUAAAUUGUUGAAUUUAUUUGCAGAAACAUAAAAUAUUUUUAUUAUCUCUUUAAUAAAUACAAGAACAAUAGUGAUCAUUCCUCUUUG
Molecule: messenger RNA, 6348 nt
Organism: Camelus dromedarius (Arabian camel)
Lineage: Eukaryota; Metazoa; Chordata; Mammalia; Artiodactyla; Camelidae
Gene: GIMAP2
Product: GTPase, IMAP family member 2
Cellular component (GO): endoplasmic reticulum
Molecular function (GO): GTP binding
Source: RefSeq, a predicted model, not a curated record